This is a messenger RNA of Branchiostoma floridae (Florida lancelet), 1420 nucleotides long. Its product is annotated as gamma-aminobutyric acid type B receptor subunit 1-like. The transcript is spliced from 3 exons. Bases 671 to 1420 code for a protein of 249 amino acids. Gene Ontology annotation, cellular component: membrane. NCBI's taxonomy places the organism in Eukaryota, Metazoa, Chordata, Leptocardii, Amphioxiformes, Branchiostomatidae. Gene Ontology annotation, biological process: G protein-coupled receptor signaling pathway. Gene Ontology annotation, molecular function: G protein-coupled receptor activity. The record is from RefSeq and is a predicted model, not a curated record.
GAGUAUGCAUACUUCCCAUAAUUUGUAAAUAACAGAGCGCGGAAAGACAUUAUUGAAUAUUCUGUCCGGUAAAUGACAGUUAGAGACCUGUAAUAUGCUGAAAUUUCGUCUAUCCAACUUUCAGUUCGAAAUUCAUAUUGCUUAUGUCAUAUCAAGUGUGUUUUGUUAAUGUUACCAGAUGUCCCAACCUUUAAAUUUGAUCUCCAAACGAUCUUCGGUUCUACAGCGUCAAUCCUAUAAUCUUAGGGCACGGCAGAUGAAAUUACAUAGCGACCACUGACGACAAUUUGCAAAGAAGACUACUGAAGGACGUUGCUGACAUGUACCGUGAUACUUUUGAUCUGUCCGGAAGAGUUGAAGCCUGAUGCCAUUUCUCUCCUUGGGGACUACAAACAAAACGUAUUAUCAUGAAAAGUUGCCUUCUAAGGUAGACGAUGUGCAUAUUAAGCACAGUGAGCAUAUAGAAGACGUGUACACGGACCACACGUAUGUGUGUUUGUCAUCAGCCUGACUGUAUCCCUCUUGUCAUUGGCUCUGCUACGGACACGCCUCUUCUGGGAUUGCCGCCAUAGGAGGAACAUUAACUGAUCCGCCGCAUUCGGUCCAAGACUGUCUUAGCUGCCACUCUACUGCUCUGAUGUAGCGACAUUUGCAAUAACAAAAACGUGAAAUGGCCUUUACAGUAAGGUUCCUGACUUUGCAAUCGCUUUUGCCUCUGAUGUGGACAAUUCUAUUUUCAAUUCAUACUGAAGCGGUAGAGAGUAAGAAAAAUCUAACGGUGGUAGUGUUGGUGCCUUGGACCGGACCUUGGCCGAUAGGGAAACGCAUGGCCCCGGCGGCCGCCGUCGCCAUCGACGAUAUCAACAACAACGACGCCAUCCUGCCAGACUACCACAUCGACUUCGUCUGGAGAGACACGGGAUGCUCGGCCAGGGAAGGGACGGACGUCACCAUGGAGCUGUACGACGAGUUACGGGCGGAUCUUCGGGCCAUCAUAGGACCGGGCUGCGAUGCCGUCUGCGGACCAAUCGGAGUUUUAGCAGCCUCGUGGAACGUACCAGUCGUAUCGUGGGGGUGUGCUUCGUCUCAUCUCAGCAACAAGGACGAGUACCCGACAUUCGCCAGAACAGUGGGACCCUUCACCAAGACUGGGGCCCUCUUCGUGUCUCUGCUCAAGCACUUCGGUUGGAGCAGGGCCGCCAUCUUGGCUUCAACACAACAAGUAUGGCAGACCACGUCACACGCAAUCAAGUUGGCCCUGGAGGAUGACGGGAUAACUGUCGCCUUCUUCCAGAGUUUCGACCCUUGGUACGAGCAGAUGAGCGACCGUGAGAGGGCCAUGCACCAUGACGCUCUGGAGACUGCGAAGCAGAAGGCUAGAAGUAAUCAUUCCAACUUUCCUCAUGCCUUUCUGUGGUAG